GGUGGGCAAUACCGCUUUCAUAACGUUCCGUCCCAAUUUAAGAAUAUCGGAAAGUUUAAUCAAAGAUUUGCAGUGAUUAGAAGCUCAGAGUUGGGUUUCGGCGAAAGCUUCGAGCUUUGAAGAAGAGCAAGCAAUCGACCGCCACAGAGAACGCAGCCAUGAUUCAUUUUGUGCUUCUUAUAAGCAGACAAGGAAAAGUGAGGUUGACAAAAUGGUAUUCUCCUUAUACUCAAAAGGAAAGAAAUAAGGUUCUUCGUGAGCUUAGUGGAGUGAUUCUUGCAAGAGGUCCCAAGCUCUGUAAUUUUGUGGAUUGGAGAGGAUACAAAGUUGUUUAUAAAAGAUAUGCUAGUCUGUAUUUCUGCAUGUGUAUUGAUCAAGAAGAUAACGAAUUAGAGGUCCUAGAAAUGAUUCAUCAUUUUGUUGAGAUUCUCGAUCGAUACUUUGGCAGCGUCUGUGAAUUGGAUUUGAUCUUUAACUUCCACAAGGCCUACUAUAUACUGGAUGAAAUUUUGAUUGCUGGUGAACUUCAAGAGUCGAGCAAGAAAACAGUUGCACGGUUGAUAGCUGCGCAGGAUUCAUUGGUGGAGACUGCAAAAGAGCAGGCUAGUUCGAUAAGCAAUAUAAUCGCGCAGGCAACCAAGUAGUGAAGAACAAGCAUGUGGUCACUUCUUGUAUCAAUACACGUUGAAGUGUGUCUGUAUUAAAAUUGUUACUAUUCUAUUGAAAUUUUUAUCAUCACCGAUGUGCGUCGUUGGAUACGCUGUUUAAGGAUUGUACAAUGAAACUUUUCCGAUUUGUCGGUGAUUAUAUAUCUUGUGUGGAUGGUUUAUUC
Pyrus x bretschneideri (Chinese white pear) is the source of this 832-nucleotide messenger RNA. RefSeq names its product AP-1 complex subunit sigma-1-like. The record is from RefSeq and is a predicted model, not a curated record. Gene Ontology annotation, molecular function: clathrin-cargo adaptor activity. The coding region runs from base 159 to 644 and encodes 161 amino acids. The transcript has 7 exons. Gene Ontology annotation, biological process: vesicle-mediated transport; intracellular protein transport. Gene Ontology annotation, cellular component: membrane coat; AP-1 adaptor complex; intracellular membrane-bounded organelle. NCBI's taxonomy places the organism in Eukaryota, Viridiplantae, Streptophyta, Magnoliopsida, Rosales, Rosaceae.